Molecule: messenger RNA, 1159 nt
Organism: Cynara cardunculus var. scolymus (artichoke)
Lineage: Eukaryota; Viridiplantae; Streptophyta; Magnoliopsida; Asterales; Asteraceae
Product: protein RTE1-HOMOLOG-like
Exons: 3
Coding region: 156-848 (230 amino acids)
Biological process (GO): regulation of ethylene-activated signaling pathway; response to ethylene
Cellular component (GO): Golgi apparatus; endoplasmic reticulum
Source: RefSeq, a predicted model, not a curated record
AGCUACCACCACAAAUCCAGCAUGAUACAGGCUUAUAAUAGAAAAAAGAAGGGGGAAGAAGAGAGAGCUUGAUCCGAGUCUUUUAGUACUGGAUCUUGGUAAACCUAUUAAGCUUCCAGUUCGAAGGUUUGUAGAUCCGUAACGAAGAUCUGGCGAUGGAAUCAGAUACAGAACCUAAACAAUUGAUGAUGGAGCAUACUGCUCCAAAUAGCAUGCAGAUUGAUCCAACAAGAGCCCGCUUCCCAUGCUGCAUUGUAUGGACACCCCUCCCGGUUAUUUCAUGGCUCCUCCCUUUUGUUGGUCAUGUUGGGAUAGGCCGCGAGGAUGGAGUCAUCCUGGACUUUGCAGGACCUAACUUUGUGUCUGUAGAUAACUUCACAUUUGGCUCUGUGGCUCGCUAUAUCCAAAUAAGCAAAGAGAAGUGCUCUACCACUCGGGACCCUUUCACCACAUACAGAAGCGAAGAAGAAUUUAAGCUCGUAGAAUCAGGAAAAAGCCAGUACACUUGGGACGAUGCCUUGAAAAAGACCACACAAGAAUACCAACACCAAACAUAUAGCAUCUUAACUUGCAACUGUCACUCAUUUGUGGCCAACCAUCUUAACCGUUUGGAAUCCCAGGCCAGUGGGUGGAACGUGGUGAAUGUUGCAGCUUUAAUUCUGUUCAAAGGGCAGUGGGUAAACACACCAUCUAUGGUUCGAUCUUAUCUCUCAUUCAUGGUCGUUUUCUUCAUGGGUAUCACAUUUGGAGGUGCGCACUUUCUAACUUUCUUGGCAUUCGUGGUGUUUCUUCUAUUUGGAUGGUAUCUUUGUGGUACAUACUAUUUCAAAAACAUCAUACAGCUUUAGUAGCUUUGUGACUUACAGAAUCAUUGAAUUAUACUUCUAGUUCUUGUGGUAUAAUCAACCAAUCAGAUUGACUGAAAAUGACAACAUGGCUAUUUCCAAACGUUUUUAAGGAAUCUGAUUGGUUUGUUUAUAAGAUUAAAAGAUACAAUCAUUCUGUUUAUAGGUCUGGUUUCAUGUUGUAACAUGUUGUAACAUGUUGUUUUGCCAAAUAUGUUUUGUGAUCAAACAUUUCUUUGUAAUGCAAUAUGUACCUUGUAGUGUAAAGAAGCAUUGAAAAUGCAUGUGAUACUACAGAUUAUGCUCUUGAAUUU